UCGGAUCCACUGCGCACGCGCGCUGCGCACUGCUACCGGAAGCACAUCCCCGCACGUGUCGCGUUUGACAACCUUGAAGAGACUACAAAACAGCUAAAGUAGCCGUUAGCUUAUGUCUCACAACAAACCGGCCCCGCGAUGCCAGUGACACGAUUAUUAUACCCUCUCUACCAGCUGGGCAACCCUCAGCUGAGGAUCUUCAGACCCAAGUGGUUCCUGACCCUCGUGAGGCCGGGGAAAGAGCAGCCCCCUGACACUGUCCAGUUUCGAAUCCCAAUGGAAAUGACCAAGUGUGAUGUAAAGAGCUACCUGGAGAAGAUCUAUAACGUCCCUGUGGGAGUAGUCCGCACCAGGAUACAGUUUGGCUCCAAUAAGAAGAGGAAUCACCUAAACCAGAGGGUGAAGCAGCCCGACUAUAAAGUAGCUUACAUUCAGCUGGCCCAGGGCCAGACGUUCACCUUCCCUGACAUCUUCCCGGAAAAGGAGCAGGCGCCGAAGGAGGGCUCCGUGGAGGAGAUGCAGGAGAAGUUUAUGGAGGACGAGAAGCAGAGGCAGAGACUGGACCCCAGGAGAGGAGGGGUCACUGAAUGGUUCGGACUCUGAGACAACCCUCCCGACCGGGAACUCUUGAGCGUGUUUUGCAGCGUGGGUGUUUUCACUGGGAGCAACAUGUAUUGAUUUACAGCGCGACUGUUGUGAUGUCACUUCUAUUUAUGUACGAAACACUCACAAGUAUGUAGUAAAGAAGAAUGAGCGUGUGUGUGUGUGUGAGUGUGAGUGUGAGUGUGAGGCAGAGCGAGGUAGAGCGAGUUUGUGAGGCUCCAGUCCAGUAACGAGAGCCAGAACAGAAUCACAGGAGGAGGAGGAGGAGAGUGGCCCUGCUCCAUCUUUUAUGAAACCAGCCCACCGUACAGAAUCUCCAUCACCUCAGAUGACCUCCUCGUUUUGCUGCCCCUACUCUUCCACCUCCUUCUCGUUUUACUCCUUAUCUUUGGCACCAGUACCUCAGCACCUCCACCUUCCAUGACUCGCCUCUUCCCCCUCUCUUGUGCCUCUGUCUGCUCGUCUCCUCAUCCUCUGCCACCCCUGGGGAGUCGUACAGGGGGGGGUGUCCCUCGUAGCCCCGACUCUCAGCCAGUUGGAUCCGCUCACCUGGACGACCCACAUCCGUUCCCUCUUUUAUGAGUUUGCCUCGAAUUAAUUGACCACUUAAGGUGAACAACAAUUGAGAUGUUGUUUCAGCAAAGCGACGACAUGGAAUUUGCUGGAGUGUUUUAUUAUUUUGCGGUAGCCCCUCUUGCCAUGACUCCGAGAAAAAGAUUGUGCAUGUGUUUGUGCGUGUGCGGUUGUUUUGGCCUCGGAUGUGGGUCUUGCCAGUGAAUCUGUCUAAUUGUAAGUGCUGUUGGAAUAAGAACUAAUAAACGGUCACAUGUCCAAAAGUG
Messenger RNA from Hippoglossus stenolepis (Pacific halibut), 1442 nucleotides. It is a transcript of the gene mrpl23, whose product is annotated as mitochondrial ribosomal protein L23. Gene Ontology annotation, biological process: mitochondrial translation. The transcript has 5 exons. The coding region runs from base 139 to 603 and encodes 154 amino acids. The record is from RefSeq and is a predicted model, not a curated record. Gene Ontology annotation, molecular function: structural constituent of ribosome. Gene Ontology annotation, cellular component: ribosome; mitochondrial large ribosomal subunit. Lineage: Eukaryota; Metazoa; Chordata; Actinopteri; Pleuronectiformes; Pleuronectidae.